AUGGAUACCGCUAAACUGGCCGACUACGGCGAGUCGAAGACUCAUCUGGAGCAGCUACAGCAGACGUUGACGCAUUUGGAUCAUCAUCAUCAUGCACAUUCGCAUCCACAUCCACAUCCGCAUCCGCAUCCACAUCAUCAUCAUGGAUUGUAUCACACGGCGCCAAAUACAUCGACUAUAACCACAGAUUCGGUGGUUUCCUGUGUGACCUCAACUCUGCCUGCUGUCGGCAAGGCCAUAUCCUCGUCCUCAUCCUCCUCCAGCUGCGACAACUCUGAGACGGAGCGCAAGAAAUGCCACGAAAUGGACGUCAGUCAUACACUGAUGGAGGCCAUCUGCACAUUGCCGCUGCCCAUGCACCAUGGCCAAAGGUCACCGCCCUGCUGCCUGGCCACGCCUCCUGCAGCGGCCCUGAUGAACGGCUCUGGGUCGAGUGCCAACGGAGGAAGCGCCUCCUUAUGCAAUGAUCUGGUGCGAGAGUCCUCCUGGUAUGCGCAUCAUCAUCAUCACCAUCACCACCAUCAGUUGGCCGACGAGCUGGUCAUGUACACAACGCCAGCGCCGACGGCUGCAGCGGCUGCUGCCAUUGGCAAAUUUGGCCUGGACACAUCCACGGAGGGUUACUUGAACGCAAGGUACAAUGUGAAUGUCAAAGGCGUGCGCCAUGAAAGAACAUCAACUUUCUUCGAUAUACCCGCUGUGACGCACCCGCACCCGCAUCCACAUCCUCAUGCUCACCCGCAUCCAUAUUGCUACAGGUUUCCACCGUCGCCACCCGCGGGCAUUCUUAAAAAGAGCGACGAAGAAACGGCAGUUGUGGCCGCCGCAGCAGCCGCUGCAUAUUGCAGCGAUGUGUCGGCUGGUCAGCAUUUCCAUCAGCAGAACACGAAGAUAGAGCAUGCCGAUUCGACCACAACCGCAGCCGCUGUACAGCAACAUCAACAACAGCAGCAGCAACAGCAGCAGCAACAACAACAACAGCAGCAGCAACAACAGCAGCAACAACAACAACAACAUGCUGCACUGCAUUCUCAUCCACAUCCACACAGUCAUCAGCAGUUGCAGCACACACAUCAGCAGCCGCAUUCCCAUUCCCACCUGACGCCAGUGCAUGCUGCCUCCGCCUUCAAGUUCAGUCACACGGCCGUCAUAUCCAGCUCAGCAGUCUAUGCCACGCCCACACACUACGCCCACCAACAGCAGCCGCAAUCGCAGACGCAUGUCGGUUCCGUAGCCGCCGUCUAUCGCGACCUUUCACCUCCCACGGGCACGGGAAGUGAGUCGGAUGUCAAGUAUGAAAGUGGCCCCUAUAAUACGACAAUAUCAUCCACCUAUCCACCACCAUUGCGACCCAGUGUCGUGGACUCCACCACAUCGAGUGAUGCAGAACUGCGACUUGAUCAGUUCUACGCCAGCAAUGCCAUAUCCACCAGCAGCAACGGGCAGACCAUCAGUCAGCGUCGAGGCUCUCUCCAGUUGUGGCAGUUUCUGGUUGCCCUAUUAGACGAGCCGGCUACCAGCUCCAGCUGCAUCGCCUGGACAGGUCGGGGCAUGGAAUUCAAGCUCAUCGAACCCGAGGAGGUGGCACGUCGUUGGGGCAUACAAAAGAACAGACCGGCCAUGAACUAUGACAAGCUUUCACGCAGUCUACGCUAUUACUAUGAGAAGGGAAUCAUGCAAAAGGUCAACGGGGAACGCUAUGUCUAUCGGUUCGUCUGUGAUCCUGACGCACUCUUCAACAUGGCCUACGGGCAUCUCACGGGCAAGCAAUCGGAUCAGCAGCAUCAGUUGACCUUGUCACUGGCCAAGUCACCAUCCGAGUCGCAAUCGCAGACGAUUCGCGUGCAGAAAUCGACGGCUGCGGAUUAUUAUGAUAGUGGCUUGCAUAAGUAUCAGUAGGCGGAGCGUGGGAGCAUCGCUGAGUAGGUGUAACCAUGUCUCGUGUACAUUGUGUAAUUUAUUUUAUAUGUGGGUAUGUGAAGGGCUCGUUGUUAUAGUGCGAAUGGGUUUAGUUGAGAAAAAAUUAGAGUUGUUUAUGUCUUAAGUAUAAAAUCGCUAUCUGACUUGCGACAAUU
Drosophila innubila is the source of this 2075-nucleotide messenger RNA. RefSeq names its product ETV5-related protein Ets96B (gene Ets96B). The record is from RefSeq and is a predicted model, not a curated record. Gene Ontology annotation, cellular component: nucleus. The transcript is spliced from 7 exons. Gene Ontology annotation, biological process: regulation of transcription by RNA polymerase II; cell differentiation. Gene Ontology annotation, molecular function: DNA-binding transcription factor activity, RNA polymerase II-specific; sequence-specific DNA binding. The coding region runs from base 1 to 1899 and encodes 632 amino acids. Lineage: Eukaryota; Metazoa; Arthropoda; Insecta; Diptera; Drosophilidae.